Molecule: messenger RNA, 861 nt
Organism: Colletotrichum higginsianum IMI 349063
Lineage: Eukaryota; Fungi; Ascomycota; Sordariomycetes; Glomerellales; Glomerellaceae
Product: Heat shock protein 30
Exons: 2
Coding region: 1-861 (286 amino acids)
Cellular component (GO): plasma membrane; endoplasmic reticulum
Source: RefSeq, a predicted model, not a curated record
AUGGGUCUGAUUCUCCGGCGCGCUAACGAGGCUCUUAACAUCAAUCCUCUUCCUCGUGUUGAGGAGGAACUCAGUGUCAAUGGUUCUAACUGGCUGUGGGCCUGUGUUGCGAUCUACUCGUUCUUCUUCCUCGGCGUCUUCGCCCUCUCACACAAGCCCAGAGGCAAUGAAAAGAUAUUCCACUACCUCUUGAAUAUCGCUCUUCUCGUCGGGGCCAUCACUUACUUCGCUAAUGCUUCCAAUCUCGGCUGGUCUGUUAUUCCCCAGGACAGAGAUACCUCGCGACAAAUCUUCUUCAACAAGUACAUCAACUGGGUCGUGGCCUUUCCUAUUGUAAACAUCCUCCUCGGCCUCGUCGCCAACUCGUCAUGGGCCACAAUUGCCUGGCACGUCUUCCUUUCCUGGGUUUGGGUCAUUAGCUACCUGGUCUCCGCCUUCACCCCCACCGUCUACAAGUGGGGGUUCUUCGUCUUCGGCACCGUUGCCUAUCUUGUCAUGGCCGCUUCGAUAUUCGGCGAAGGGAGGAUUGGGGCCAAGCGCGUCGGGACCCAAGGAGACUACUGGAUCCUUGCCGGCUACUUCAACCUGCUGUGGCUUCUCUACCCCAUUGCGUUUGGCGUUUCUGAGGGUGGCAACACCAUCGGCGUCACACCUCACUUCAUAUUCUUCGGUAUCCUGGAUGUUUUGAUGAUCCCCUUCGGUUCUAUCAUCUUCAUGAUGCUCUCCAGAAAGUGGGACUACAACGUUUUAAAUCUUUACUUCACUCAGUACGGCCGGGUUCCUCAGGGCGGACCUUUCCCUGAGAAGUCGGCAGCUGCCCCUGCCCCGACGGCGAAUCCUUCUGGAAACCAGCAAGUCUAA